UAGAGGACGGCAGGCACGCACCGGCACCACCAUAUAACAGGAGGCGCGUCUCUGCAAGUCUGCACUCGGACGGACGAGCGAGGCAGACCCGCAGGUCGCAGCCACAACCCAAGCGCAGCGCUCUGCCUGCCUCCGCUCCGGCUCAGCUCCCGCCCUGCCUCCGCCUUCCAUUCCACCGCGCGGCGCUGCCGAGUGCCGACGUCGUCCCCGCCGGAGUUUCUGGUUCCUGGGUUGGAUCUCUCGGAGUCGGAGCGAGCGAGGAUGGGCGGCGGCAACGGUGAAACCACCCAGCUGGGGGAGCCACUGCUGGCGAAGAAGGCGAAGGCGUACCGCCCUAGGUGCCCCGGCUGCCGGGUGGACCGCCUCAACGCGGAGCGGGAGGGGGUCUUCCCUCUCAAGGACCUCUUCCUCAUCUGGCUCGUCACCAUCACCUGCAAUAAGGGAUCUGCAUAUUGCUAAACAAACACAAGACAUUGGAUUUUAUGCUGGUUUUGUUGGCGCUUCAUAUAUGUGUGGGAGGGCAGUCUCCUCAACAGUAUGGGGAAUCGUGGCUGAUAAGUAUGGAAGGAAACCAGUUAUCGUACUGACCCUUAUUGCAAUAGUUAUCUUCAAUACUAUGUUUGGACUAAGCUCAAACUAUUGGAUGGCAUUAAUCACACGAUGCCUGCUUGGAAUCAUGUGUGGUUAUCUCGGGCCAAUUAAGGCUUAUGCUACAGAAGUGUGCCGAAAAGAAUACAAUCAUCUGGCUUUGGCAGUUGUUUCUUCCUCACGAGGCAUUGGUCUCAUUAUUGGUCCAGCUAUUGGUGGUUACCUUGCGCAGCCUGCAGAUAAAUAUCCAAGUAUAUUCUCUCAGACGUCCAUAUUUGGGAGGUUUCCAUACUUUCUUCCGUGCCUGUGUAUAUCAAUCCUUGCAGUUAUUGCUCUAAUUGCCUGCAUCUGGUUUCCGGAAACUUUGCAUAAACACAAUGGGGAUGCCGUUGAUAAUUCAGUUGAAACCGUAGAAGAAUCUCUUGCUGGCACCGACACUGAAGAAAAUGGAGGUGGCGGAUGUCUAAAAUUAUUUACAAACUGGCCGUUGAUGUCAGCUAUUACUUUAUAUUGUAUCUUCUCUCUUCAGGAUGUGGCUUAUGCAGAGACAUUCUCUCUUUGGGCUGUCAGUGACAGAUCGUUUGGUGGAUUAAGCUUUACUACCACAGAUGUGGGCAAUGUCCUUGCGAUGUCAGGUCUCUUCCUUUUUCUAUAUCAAAUGUUGAUCUAUCCGUUCCUUGCCAAAACGGUGGACCACAUCACAUUAGUCCGUGCAGUGGCGUUAUUGACUCUACCGGUUCUUGCUAGCUACCCAUUCUUUCCUUCGUUGUCCGGGUUCGGGCUCAUGGUGGUAGUAAAUUGUGCAUCUUUUCUGAAGAAUACAUUCUCGGUAACUACCAUUACCGUGUUCAACAUUUUGAUGAAUGAAGCUGUGACUCAGGAUGUAAGAGCCGCAGCCAAUGGGAUAGCUGUAACACUAAUGUCCAUCUCUAAAGCGGUUGCUCCAGCUGUUGCAGGAAUCAUAUUUUCGUGGGCCCAGAGGCGUCAAACAGCUGCAUUUCUUCCAGGCGACCACUUGGUGUUCUUCAUACUGAACAUCUUCACGUUCAUCGGUUUCGUCUUCACCUUCAGACCGUUUUUCGUUCGAGGCAGUGCCAAGCACUGAAACAUGGAUGAACCGGACGACGACCCAUGGUAUCCUAUCCAGGGGCAAUCGAAUAUAAAUUUUCUUCCGGCGUGGCCAAGGGAGGUGCCGAGUCUGUACCAGUACGACGACUCAGGCCAGAACACACGGCGUAUGGUAUGGUACACAGCAAGGCCGUGUUGUUGCUGUAAGUUUUGUAAUUUCUGUUUCCUUCUCGGCUUCGCAGCAUGCAGUUGCUGUAUAUGAUGGAAGAACACUCUGUUACUGGGCAUGUUGCGCGGUUUCCACGCGUGUAAGUAAUGUAGAAGUCGCUAUGGUAGGUAUUUCCAUACCGUCAUUAGUGGAUCAUUGAUUUUUUUUUUGUAAGAAGGUUAUUGCAAUGCCCUUUUUCCGGGCAUGAAUAAGAAAAAGGAAAUAUGCUUAUAUGCAUGGUAUGAAUAAGUGAGCAAUAGACUUGUACUGUGUUCUUGAUUUAUUUAAAAUCAGACUAAGAGAACUGGUGACAUUUUAAA
Molecule: messenger RNA, 2184 nt
Organism: Zea mays
Lineage: Eukaryota; Viridiplantae; Streptophyta; Magnoliopsida; Poales; Poaceae
Source: RefSeq, a predicted model, not a curated record